Molecule: messenger RNA, 3531 nt
Organism: Callorhinchus milii (elephant shark)
Lineage: Eukaryota; Metazoa; Chordata; Chondrichthyes; Chimaeriformes; Callorhinchidae
Product: 52 kDa repressor of the inhibitor of the protein kinase-like
Source: RefSeq, a predicted model, not a curated record
GGGGUGAAGAAGAGGAGGAGGAGGCGGUGAGGAAGAGGAGGAGGACAAACAAUGCCGAAUUUCUGCGCGGCCCCGAACUGCAGCAGGAAAAGCACAAAGUGCCCGGACGUACCUUUCUUCAGGUUCCCCAGAGACCCCGUCAGGUGCAGGAAAUGGGUGGAGAAUUGUCGGAGACCAGAUUUAGAGGAUAAGUCUUCUGAACAGCUUCACAAACAGUACCGGCUGUGUGCGCGGCAUUUUGAAACAUCCCUGAUCUGCACAAAUAGGCCAUACAGAAUGAUCCUAAAGGAUGAUGCGGUGCCCACCUUAUUUGACUUCACCAGUCAUCUGAAGAAAACAGUAAGAAGCUAUGUAAAGCACAAGAGAAUCAGGGAGCUGAGUGAAGAAGAUUUGCAGAGGAUAAAGGCCCCAAGAAAUGAUGCUGAUGUGUUAAGGGGCCUGCAGUGCAUACAGGACGCCAACCAAGCCAACGGGGACAAAGGCGGCCAUGAGAGCCCGGCAGAGAAGUGGGAGGAGUUGCUCCCUCAGGACACGUCUUUGAAUCUAACCGAAGAGAAAGGGAACAAAGAGUUUCUCAAAGUCUUGUUCGAAACAGUGCUGCUGCUGGGCAGGCAAAACGUGCCUCUGGGGGGGUGCAGCAGUGAGGACACAGCCAGCCCCUGCUGCGCCCCCAAUAACAUCCGCGCCUUGCUGGAGUUCAGGAUGAAUGCUGGUGACGAGAUCCUCAGGAAGCGGUUUGAAACCAUGGCCGAGUACACGGAGUAUUGCCCCAAAAACCUGCAAAGAGACCUGUUGGCCAUCUGUGAGAUGUGCAUCCGGAAGGAGGUGCUACGGGAGAUGAGGGAAAACUUCUUCUCCAUCGUGACGGACGAGGUGGUGGACAUCUCGGGCCUGGACCACGUGUCUCUCCACGUGCGCUUUGUGGACAACAUGGACUGCCUGAGGGAAGAGUUCCUGGGGUUUGUACAGUGUGAGCUUGAGGGGGAAGCCCUGGCUGACCGGCUGCAGGAGACCCUGACGGAGAAAUGGGGGCUGAACAUGGACAACUGCAGGGGCCAAGCGUACAAUGGUUCGGGCUCCAUGUUUUACAAGAAGCACGCGCUGGCCAGCAAGAUCUUGCAGCAGUAUCCCAAGGCACUGUGUACGUCCUGCUCUUCCUACCCCCUGAACAUCUGGAUCGCCAAGUCCACCCCCAUAUUCAGUGUCACCAUGGUGCUGAGCCUGAUGGACAGUGUCCAGGCCUUCUUUAGCCUCUCCUCCCAGCUUCAGACAGCCCUGGAGGCCAGCAUUGAUGUGGCCUUCCAGACCACAGCCGAGAGAGCCAAGGAGCUGAAGAGUGUGUGUCAGGGCAGCUGGACAGAGAGACACGACACCUUCGAGAUCCUGACUGAUCUGUAUGACGUGCUGGUGACCUGCCUGGACGGCGUGAGUUACAACAUCUGUGGCAAGUGGAGUGCUUACAUGGUGACACAGGCCAGCAUGCUGUCCUCCACCAUGAGGGACUUCGAGAUGGUCAUGUGUCUGGUGGUGAUGAAGAACGUGCUGGGCUACACCAGGGCCUUUGGUAAGAACCUGCAGGGCCAUGCCGCAGACACCUACUUUGCCUCGGGCACCCUGACAGCUGUGCUGCACUCACUGAACGAGAUGAGGGAGAAUCUGGAUGUUUACCACGAGUUCUGGCUGGAGGAAGCCACACACCUGGCCCACAAGAUGGCCAUCGAGAUGAAGGCCCCCAGACGCUGCCUUGGGCAGGCUACCGAGGGGUCGUCCGAGGAGUCGCCCGAUCACUAUUACAGGGAGGCCCUGACCACUCCCUGCUUGGACUACGUGAUUGCGGAGGUCAAGGGCAUGUUCUGUGAGGAGCAGCUGAAAGCCCUCAAGUGUCUGUCACUGGUGCCCUCUGUCAUGGCCCAACUCAAUUACAACACCACAGUGGAAAUCACAGCCAAUCUUUACAAGGAUGACCUCCCCAACCCAGACACACUCUCUGCCGAGCUUCACUGUUGGAGGAUCAAGUGGAAGCACAGGAGCCGGGAUGUGGAGCUGCCAAAUACGGUAUUUGACACUCUGCAGCAUCCGGACAUCAAGUUCUUCCCCAAUGUUUACACGCUGCUGAAGAUCGUGUGUAACCUGCCCAUCAUCAAGGUGGGCAGUGAGAGGAGCGAGGUGGGGCGCAGACGGCUGAAGGCCUACCUCAAGGCCACACCCGUGGAGGAGAGAGCCAGCAGCCUGGCCCUCAUGCACAUCAACUAUGAUGCCAAGCACGACUUUGACAUGAUGGUGGACACCUUCGCCAAGCUGUACCCGGAGAAGAUGCAAUUGCCUAAUGUGCUGGACUUCCUGGAGGCCUGCGAUCAGGACAGCGGGGAGAUGGAGGUGGCCAUGGGCGAUAGGGCAUGGAGGUAGAGGGCGGAGACCAGCUGGAGGCCAGUCAGAAGCCAAGAGUGUCACCAGUACGGAGCUGCCCAGGGGGUGGAGAGCAUGGAGGGAGCAACUGGUCAACAGUGGAGAGUGAGGUGGAGGUGAGCCCACGUCCCGCAGGAGGCGCUGUGGGUUCUCCCACUCCAACUGCAAUGUGUGUGGUGGAGGCGUCUGGUGAACAGGCGGAGAGCGAGGUGGAGAGUGGCGAGGGGAGCGGCCUGGCUGUGUCUGAGCACUUGGGGAGCCAGGCGGAGGCACACAGCGUGGGCGUGUCCAGGGAUGGGGGGCUACAGCACCACCUAGUGGGACAGAUGGUGGAAACUGCUACCCUGGACACCUGUGUGCUGGAGGGCACUGUUACUCCCGACACCUGUGUGGAGUUGUUACUGUUAACUCAGACACUUGUGUGACGGGUGACACAGUUACCCCAGACACAUACACGGCAGGGGAUACUGUUAACCCAGACACUUAUGUGGAGGGGGGGGGCACAGUUACCCCGGACACUUGUGUGGAGAGUGGCACAGUUACCCCGGACGCUUGUGUGGAGGGUGGCACAGUUACCCCGGACAUCUGCCUGGCAGGGGAUACUAUUAAUCCAGACACUUGUGUGAGGGACAGAGAUACCCUGGACACCUAUUCCACUGAAGGCACUGUUACACUGGACCCUCAAGCAAUAGAAGACUGCGUUAAUCAGGAGACCCGUGUGACAGGGGACGCUGUUCAGCCGGACGCCUAUCACUCUGAGGAAGCUAUAGAGUGCGAGCAAAAGCCGGAGAACCUCCCUAUAGAGGCAGACAUCGAGGGCAUGAGCUCCCAGGGUGUGGACAAACACACCACAGACACUUUGGGGGGUAACAGUCCGGCUGUGAACAGUACAGACGUGAACAAUUCAGAAACGCCCGUUCCUGGUGUAAGUAAUGUAAAUAGUUCAGAAGUUGCAGUAAAGUAAAGCAUUUUGUUGUCAUACUUUCAGCUGUUGUUCAUAAUAUCAUGCUCAUUGUUUUAAUCUUGUGGCCAACUCUUAAGGAGUCCUGUUCGUUCUUUCCCAAGAUGGUUAAUUCAGAGGGUAAGGAGAUUAAAAUGUUAUGGUGGUUCCCUUUUUAUAACCCA